AUGUCAGCACGAACACAAUAUAGAAGAUUUGAUGCUAAUCCUUCCCCAAAUACUUACAAGUUGCCUAGUGCUUUGGGAUCCAAUGUACCCAACAAGCCAUCGAGCGCUUGCUACACACUGAGAGGUCGAACAAGUGCGAUGGGGUUUGCCGAAGACCUCGCAAAGACUCCUGGUCCUGCUGGAUACAGAGUUCCCAACUAUAAUACGGUAAGAAGAGCAGCUCCUCAGUAUUCUCUGAGUGCCCGGUGUUAUAUGCCGAGCGACAGAACAAAGAAACCGGGUCCGGGAGCUCACAAUGCAGAACGUGUAUCAUACCACUUGAAACGCAGUCCUUCAUUUUCUAUGGGUAUACGGCACUCUGAAUUCAUCACUCCCUUGAUAAUCGACGUUGGCUUCAACUAA
Molecule: messenger RNA, 402 nt
Organism: Styela clava
Lineage: Eukaryota; Metazoa; Chordata; Ascidiacea; Stolidobranchia; Styelidae
Source: RefSeq, a predicted model, not a curated record